AUGGAAGCUUAUUGGCACCUGACACGCCACUCAGACAGAGAUUGGUACCUUCUGCGCAUGGAUCGACUCUGUAGAGACUGUAUCCAACACAGCGACCUGGUGCUUGCUUCCACUGGCUACCCAGGCACCAGCAGGCCGGACCCCUCGCCGCGUGUGGACGUCUUGCCCGUCUCGACACCCAGAAUCAAUACCCCCAGUGCGCCCCUCGAGGUCAUCCAAACUACAAACAAGACCUGGAAUGGAUGCAAGUUCGCCUGCCCCAAUGAAUCAAAUCGCUUGCAUUGCUCAGGCUGUGCCACACAGCAUUCGGUUCGAGCCUUCUCCAAGGCACAGGCAGAGAGGAGCGACGGAAGCCGUAUCUGUAUCGGUCGGGAAGGAGUUCUCCGGCUAUGCGAGCACCAGCAUAUCAAGUGGCCCGACAUUGAAGCCCACUUUCUUCGACAGCAUAAUCCGGACAAUCGCAGUCAACUAGUCCCAAUAACAUGUCAACUGAUGUGCGAGCACGAGAGACGUAGCACAGGCAACAAACAUGCACCGAGAUACGGGUUUAGGCCACGUCUCACGGUCUCGGGGAACUCGAACAUGCAAUAUGAUAUCGAUUGGUCUUGGACCACCACCACACCCUGA
This is a messenger RNA of Podospora pseudocomata, 627 nucleotides long. RefSeq lists its product as uncharacterized. The transcript has 2 exons. The record is from RefSeq and is a predicted model, not a curated record. Bases 1 to 627 code for a protein of 208 amino acids. NCBI's taxonomy places the organism in Eukaryota, Fungi, Ascomycota, Sordariomycetes, Sordariales, Podosporaceae.